Molecule: messenger RNA, 1803 nt
Organism: Helianthus annuus (common sunflower)
Lineage: Eukaryota; Viridiplantae; Streptophyta; Magnoliopsida; Asterales; Asteraceae
Product: fatty acyl-CoA reductase 3
Exons: 10
Coding region: 94-1569 (491 amino acids)
Biological process (GO): long-chain fatty-acyl-CoA metabolic process; suberin biosynthetic process
Cellular component (GO): intracellular membrane-bounded organelle
Molecular function (GO): alcohol-forming very long-chain fatty acyl-CoA reductase (NADP+) activity
Source: RefSeq, a predicted model, not a curated record
CAACUAUCUCUCUCUCUCUCUCUAAAGUGUUUCUAUUCUUGGUACUCUCUCUCUCUCUAAAAACUGUUGGAAUUCUUUCCAUACUUGCAACAAAUGGAGUUGGAUAGCGUUCUCGAUUUUCUUCAUGAUAAGACCAUUUUGGUUACAGGCGCUACUGGUUUUCUUGCUAAAAUAUUUGUGGAGAAGAUACUUAGAGUUCAACCAAACGUGAACAAGUUAUAUCUUCUUGUGAGGGCUACUGACGCUAAAUCCGCUUUGCAACGCUUCAAUACAGAGGCAGUGGCAAAGGACUUGUUUAAGGUACUGAAAGAAAAGUAUGGUACAAAUCUUCAGUCUUUCUUGUCGAAAAAAGUUAUUCCGAUCGCCGGAGAUAUCACCUGUGAAAAUCUGGGAGUAAAAGAUUAUAAUUUGGUUGAAGAGAUGUUGGGAGAUAUUGAUGUUGUUGUCAAUGUAGCUGCCACCACCAACUUUGAUGAAAGAUAUGAUGUUGCUUUUGCUCUGAAUACCCUUGGAGCUAAAAAUGUUUUAAACUUUGCUGCCAAAUGUAUUAACAUAAAGUUGCUUCUCCAUGUAUCCACUGCUUAUGUCGCCGGUGAGACACCCGGGCUCAUACUAGAAACUCCACAUCAAAUGGGAGAGGCACUUAACUCCGCACCCGGGCUAAACAUCAACACAGAGAAGAAGAUCAUCGAAGAGAAACUAAAAGAACUUAGCUCUGAUGAAACAGCUACUGAUAAAUCUAUUACAUUGGCCAUGAAAGAUUUAGGCAUUCAAAGGGCAAAUAAAUUUGGAUGGCCGAAUACAUAUGUUUUUACAAAGGCAUUAGGAGAAAUGAUUCUUGGGCAGUUGAAAGGAAAUAUGCCGUUAGUCAUUCUUCGACCAACGAUCAUCACUAGCACGUAUAAAGAACCCUUCCCAGGUUGGAUCGAAGGCAUAAGGACUAUCGAUAGCUUGGCUAUUGGUUAUGGCAAGGGCCGGUUAGCAUGCUUCCUUGGUGAUCCCGAAUCAAUAAUUGAUGCGAUACCUGCAGACAUGGUGGUGAAUGCUAUGAUUGUAGCAAUGGCAGCUCAUGCAAAUCAACCAUGUGAAACAAUCUAUCAUGUUGGAUCUUCAGUAUCAAACCCAUUGAAGUACAAAUCAAUUCAAGAAAGUGGCUAUAAUUACUUUUCAAGGCACCCAUGGAUUAACAAAGAUGGCAAGCCAGUUAUAGUUGGCAAGAUUAAGGUGUUAAACUCUAUGGAUAGCUUUCAAAGAUACUUUUCUCUUCGUUACAUGCUUCCAUUACAGGGUUUGCAAGUUGUGAAUUCGGCGCUAUGUCAUGCUUUCAAUGGAACUUAUACAGAUCUUAAAAGAAAGACCAGUUUCGUGCUAAGGGUCGUGGAGUUAUACAAACCCUAUUUGUUCUCCAAAAGCUUCUAUGAUGAUAUGAAUACUGAAAAACUGCGUCAACUAGUUAGAAGUAAUGAUGUCGAAGCCAACAUGUUUUAUUUCGAUCCGAAGACAAUCAAAUGGGACGUUUAUUUCGAGCAUAUACACAUUCCGGGUGCUGUCAAACAUGUAUUUAAAUGAUUUUAGAGCUCACAACAACGAGUAAUUUCAUAUCUACCUACUAUUGUAUUUUUUAUGUGUCGUAAUUCGUAAAUUAUACUUUGCUUUAAUUGUAGCCAUUGAUCGGACGAUGGAAGUGUAAAAUUAAGAUACACUGAAGAAUAUGUUGUUGUAUCUAAUUUAUCUCAAAGUGUAUAUGUAUUGAGUUGUUAUGACUUGAUAUUUAUUUUAUUCAUUAGUGUGUUUAUUGUGGUA